Molecule: messenger RNA, 1147 nt
Organism: Spirodela intermedia
Lineage: Eukaryota; Viridiplantae; Streptophyta; Magnoliopsida; Alismatales; Araceae
Source: the annotation of a GenBank genome assembly
AUGGGGAGGGUCGCGCUGUUGCUCGCCUUAUGUCUGGGCUUCGUUUUGGUCGUCGGCUCCAAGGCUGAGCAAUGCGGCAGCCAAGCUGGGGGUGCGCUGUGCCCCGGGGGCUUGUGCUGCAGUCGGUUCGGUUGGUGUGGAAGCACCGCACCGUACUGCGAUCUAGCGCAAGGAUGCCAGAGCCAGUGCUGGGGCCUGACCCCAUCCCCGCCUCCCCCGUCCCCGCCGCCCCCGUCACAGCCGCCGAGCGGCGGCGUGGCCUCUAUUAUUAGCCAGACCCUUUUCGACCAAAUGUUGCUGCACCGCAACGAUGCUGCUUGCCCGGCGAACAACUUCUACACUUACAGCGCCUUCGUCACCGCAGCGAACUCUUUCCCCGCGUUCGGAACGACGGGGGACCUCACCACCCGCCAGAGGGAGAUCGCGGCUUUCUUGGGGCAAACCUCUCAUGAAACUACUGGUAGGAGAGGAGAAUGAAGAUUUCGUUGAUAUCUUAGUCUUUUGAAUCACCAGUUGGCUAAUGGUUUUGUUGAACGCAGGAGGUUGGGCUACUGCGCCAGACGGCCCCUACUCCUGGGGGUACUGUUUCAAAGAAGAGGUUGGAAACCCUGGAGAUUAUUGUCAGCCAAGCACACAGUGGCCUUGUGUUUCGGGGAAGAAGUACUACGGGAGAGGACCGAUUCAGAUCUCAUAGUAAGUAUAUUGUUGCUUUGACAAACUCUACUCGUCGUUUGUUCCCAUAUUCAUUUCGGUUGCUUUGCUGUGACUGCACUUCAGCAACUACAACUAUGGCCCAGCCGGCCAAGCAAUCGGAGUGAACCUCCUCAACAACCCUGACCUGGUGACCUCCGACCCCGUCGUUUCCUUCAAGACGGCCCUGUGGUUCUGGAUGACCCCGCAGUCCCCGAAGCCGUCGUCCCACGAUGUCAUCACCGGAGGAUGGACGCCAAGCGCCGCCGAUGUUGCCGCUGGACGGCUGCCCGGCUACGGCGUGAUCACCAACAUAAUCAACGGGGGGCUAGAGUGCGGGCAUGGAUCCGAUAACCGGGUGGCGGAUCGCAUUGGGUUCUACAACAGAUACUGCAACAUCUUUGGAGUUAGUCCCGGCGUGAAUGUCGACUGCUACACCCAGGGGCCAUUUGGAUGA